Gopherus flavomarginatus (Mexican gopher tortoise) is the source of this 1340-nucleotide messenger RNA. Its product is annotated as maestro heat-like repeat family member 5. The record is from RefSeq and is a predicted model, not a curated record. Bases 93 to 1340 code for a protein of 415 amino acids. Gene Ontology annotation, cellular component: cytoplasm. NCBI's taxonomy places the organism in Eukaryota, Metazoa, Chordata, Testudines, Testudinidae. The transcript is spliced from 7 exons.
UCCAUUCCAGGCUUCAUUUCUUUUUCCAAAGACUCGCCUCUAGGGAGCACAGAGAGAACCAUGUGCACAAAGUGCUUGUCCAACCUGCAGCAAUGGAGGCAUGCUUUGACUUCAGCCAGCAAGAACAAGCCUUGCCAGAGAAGCCCCACAGAAGGAAAUGCUCAUGGUCCAUCCUGUCAGGCAUGAAAAGACUCUGUGUCUGUAGCCAAUCUGACACCUCGAUGGCAGAUAGGGAAGAGGAGAGAACAAUUUCCUCACAAAGAAGGUGGACGCACUUGUCUCGCAAGAAGAUAGCAGCUGAGAACCAGGGGGAGUCAGAGGAGGUGAAGCUGCAGGAUGAUACAGGAAAAGUUGAACUAGAUCGUACAGGGACGAAGAAGGAGGCAUCUGAGUCGCAAGGGAAGUGGGAAAAAGGGAGCCCAGAAGAGCAGGAAGAAGAGCGCACUCCCAGCCCCUCAUUACCAAGCAGCUCCCAUAUGACCAUUACCCCCAGGGAGCAGCUUCCCUCAGCCCAGCUCCAAGACCCACUGAUGAGAGUCCUGAAGGGUCUGACAACACCCACCCUGGAGCGAUUUCAAGCCGCCGAGGAAGAGCUGAGGACCAUUGUAUCUCUACAGGCAGACAAGAUGGAGAGAGUAAGAGACUCCCACCGUGGGGCAGGGGGAUGCUGCGCAGAGAGGGGGAGGGGAGAAUUUCCUCUCCUAGGAAACCGUUCUUUGGACACACGGACAUGGUGCUGUGAAGGUCGGCUCUGCCCCUUUCCAUUCAUGGCUUGGCCACAGGGAUCUGCGGCAUGUGCCAUUGAGCUGUGGAAGGCCUUGGGUGAAGAACCACAGCUCCCCAGGGAGGUGCUGCAGCAGCUGCUGGACAAGCUCCAGCAGAGACGCCGGGAGGAGAAGAGCGGCAAUGUGUCUCUGACUGCAAUGAGGACCAUUUACGAGGUCCUUUUCCUAUGGGGAUACCGAGAAGUCAUCCUGGAAAUGUAUCCCCAGAUGCUCAUCCUCUGCGUGAGUCACACUCACUCAUCUGAUGCCGUCCACAGGCCAGCUGCUUGCGCUACACGCACGUCAGUUGAGGCUGUGAAGACUCUUUUUUCCAUGCCUGCAUACUGGAAGGAAUUUGCCAGCAUCGAGUUUCAGCAGGGUUGGGACAUGAUAGCCUCCCGCAAUUACUACUCGCAUGUUGUUGGCGUGAUUGCAAGAGCCAUGAUCGAGUUUGAGAACCCUCAGCUCCCUGCAAUUUUCAGACAGGCCGUCACCAUUGUCCAAAGGGAGGAGGAGGAGGAGGAGCAGAGAAAUAUCUCCAUGACUUUCUGCACUGAGAUGAAAUUCAGUAGUUGA